This is a messenger RNA of Gastrolobium bilobum, 1019 nucleotides long. RefSeq names its product small ribosomal subunit protein eS8-like. Gene Ontology annotation, biological process: translation; maturation of SSU-rRNA from tricistronic rRNA transcript (SSU-rRNA, 5.8S rRNA, LSU-rRNA). Gene Ontology annotation, cellular component: ribosome; cytosolic small ribosomal subunit. The transcript is spliced from 5 exons. Gene Ontology annotation, molecular function: structural constituent of ribosome. The record is from RefSeq and is a predicted model, not a curated record. NCBI's taxonomy places the organism in Eukaryota, Viridiplantae, Streptophyta, Magnoliopsida, Fabales, Fabaceae. Bases 125 to 778 code for a protein of 217 amino acids.
GAACGAUAAUGAGGCCGGGUCUGUAUCCAAGCGUUCAUAGAAUUAGGGUUUUAUCAAAGAGAGGGGCUGACACAGAGAGAGGAAGCUAGAGACAGAGAGUGUGUGUGUUCAACGCUCGAUCAAGAUGGGUAUAUCUAGGGACUCUAUGCACAAGAGGCGUGCCACUGGUGGCAAGAAGAAGGCCUGGAGAAAGAAGAGAAAGUAUGAGCUCGGUCGCCAGCCAGCUAACACUAAAUUAUCAAGCAACAAGACAGUCAGGAGGAUUCGUGUUAGAGGUGGCAAUGUGAAAUGGAGGGCCUUGAGAUUGGAUACUGGGAAUUACUCAUGGGGUAGUGAAGCAGUAACUCGCAAGACUCGUCUUCUAGAUGUGGUUUACAAUGCCUCAAACAAUGAGCUUGUGCGAACUCAGACCCUCGUUAGGAGUGCUAUUGUUCAGGUUGAUGCUGCUCCGUUCAAGCAGUGGUACCUUCAGCACUAUGGUGUUGAUGUUGGCAGAAAAAAGAAAGUAGCAUCCAAGAAGGAGUCUACAGAGGAGGGUGAAGCUGCUGCUGAAGAAACUAAGAAAAGUAACCAUGUGCAGAGAAAAAUCGAGAAGCGCCAGAAAGAUCGCAAGCUUGAUCCCCACAUUGAAGAGCAGUUUGGUGGUGGCCGAUUGCUGGCUUGUAUUUCUUCUCGCCCUGGUCAAUGUGGCAGAGCUGAUGGGUACAUUCUGGAAGGUAAGGAGCUGGAGUUUUAUAUGAAGAAAAUCCAGAGGAAGAAGGGAAAAGGUGCUGCUUAAUUGUAGGUUUUCAAAUUUCUAUAUGGCUUUAACUUGGAGAUUGGUACCAUUCAAGAUGAUGUAAGUUUUGGAUGAUACUGUUGGUCCAUCACCGUUAGGAUGAUGUCCUAGGACAUUGUUAGUGUAAUCGUUUUUUUGGUUUUAUGCCAAUUUCAUCAAAAUUUUGCUUUUUAACUGUAUGCUACUGAUAAUAUACAUUUUUCGUAAUUUAAUAUUUUGCAAUCAAUGCUGGAUAAUGGCC